Messenger RNA from Mollisia scopiformis, 2330 nucleotides. Its product is annotated as Zn-dependent exopeptidase. Lineage: Eukaryota; Fungi; Ascomycota; Leotiomycetes; Helotiales; Mollisiaceae. Gene Ontology annotation, molecular function: carboxypeptidase activity. The transcript has 4 exons. The record is from RefSeq and is a predicted model, not a curated record. The coding region runs from base 55 to 2130 and encodes 691 amino acids.
CAAGUUUAUCACCACCUCAGCAUCUCGAACCAAUGCCACAACCAACAUCACAAAAUGCGUAUCCCACUCGAGACUCUCCAAGAUGCUGAAGCAUUCAUGCUUAAGCUCCCCGAAGCCGACCGAAUACGCCGCUGUUCAAAACUCUACAGCGCUGAGCCUCAUCUCUCAGGCGAUCUUGCACACGCCGAACGAAUCCGUGAUCUCUGGAUCAGCUAUGGUAUCUCGUCCAAAUUAGUCCGAUAUGACGUCCUCCAGAAUACUCCGACGUGCUCAUCACUGUCACUUUAUUCAGAAGAUGGAAAUGUCACUUUCGUAGCUGGGUUAGAAGAACCGGUAAUUCCAGAAGACCCAACUUCUUCUCCUUCGAAUGGUUUCCGUCCCUUCCACGGCUUCAGCGCCAAUGGUAAGGUAUGCGCUGAACUUGUCUAUGCCAAUUUUGGCACUAUUGAGGAUUUCAGACUUCUGGCAGCGAAGGGCAUCUCGGUCAAAGACAAGAUUGUGAUAUGCAAAUACAGCAAGAUAUUUCGAGGGCUGAAAGUUCGUGCUGCGGAAAAGUAUGGUGCUGCAGGGGUCAUUAUAUAUAGCGAUCCACAAGAGGACGGAGAAUGGACUCAGAAGAAUGGCCAUCUUCCGUAUCCUGAUGGACCGGCUCGCCAUCCGUAUAGUGUUCAAAGAGGAAGCGUGGAUUACUUUUCGAUCGCGGUUGGUGAUCCGACGACGCCUGGGUAUCCUAGUUUACCAGGGAAAGGGACGGAGAGGAAAGAUCCCGGUGGAGCUAUUCCUAAAAUACCGUCGUUACCUAUCUCUUAUGCGGAUGCUUUGCCAUUUUUGAAGGCAUUGAAUGGACUUGGAUGGAGCCCAGACGAGAUCGGUGGAAGUGAUGGUGAUUGGAAGGGCGAGCUGGAUGGAGUGGACUACUUUACUGGGCCAAGCAAGGUGGAGGUUACGCUUGAGAGUUAUGGUCAUUAUGAAUACACACCGAUUUACAACGUGAUUGGUACCAUUGAAGGCACUUCCGAUGAGCUGAUUGUUAUGGGAAAUCAUCACGACUCGUGGUCUUGUGGUGCAGUUGAUCCAGUCAGUGGAAGUGCUGCCAUGAACGAACUUGUCCGAGGGCUUGGAAGACUUGUGGAAAUGGGAUGGAAGAAUGAACGAACGAUGCCAGUUAGCUUUAUCCUAGCUUCGUGGGAUGACGAAGAGUACGGCCUGCUCGGCUCAACAGAGUGGGUAGAAGAAAAUGCCAAAAUGCUCUCCAAACAUUGCGUUGCUUAUCUCAACGUAGACGGCGCAACCAAUGGCGGAUCGAUCUUUGGAGGUACAGGUAGUCCACUCCUUGGUUCCAUUCUCCGAUCAGUAGCAACACUUAUCCCAUCUCCGACCUCAAGCAACAAAACUGCCUAUGAUGACUGGCUAGCCUCUUAUCAGCUCUCAAACCCAGACGCCAAAGUUCCACAUCUCGAAUUAAUGGGAACCGGGAGUGAUUACACUGCGUUCUUUGACCACCUGGGUAUACCUAGUAUGGACUUUCGCUUCAGUGGAAAGAGUAGUUCUGUUUUCCACUAUCAUUCUAAUUAUGAUAGCUUUUAUUGGAUGGAGAAAUUUGGCGAUCCUGAUUUCAAGAAACAUACGAUGAUAUCGCAAGCAUGGGGCGUGCUUGCGGUUCGUCUUGCUAAUAGCAAGAUUCUUCCUUUCGAAGCUGCGGAAUACGCUUCCACUCUGGAGAAAUAUGCAUCAAGACUCAGCGCUCAGGAUAAGCUGAAGCUUGAUACGAAGCCACUUGAGGAAAGCAUUUCGAGAUUCAAGUCUGCGGCAAAGAAAUUGGACGAUUUGAAUGCAAGUGUGUCUGCCAGACUCAACGAUGAUGAUGGUCCAGUUUUCGAGCUUUCUAAGGACAUUGCGAAAAUAAACCAGAAACUUAGAAGCAUUGAGCCUGGAUUCAUCAUCGACGAGGGCUUACCGGGGAGGAAAUGGUUCAAGCAUAUCGUCUUUGCUCCUGGACUGUGGCUGGGCUAUGGAGGUGUAGUAUUCCCUGGUAUCCUUGAAGCACUAGAUAGUGGAGACGAAAAGGAAGCACAUAGAUGGGUGUCCAAGAUCGCGGCUGCUGUUGACGCGGUCACCAAUUCACUGUGAGCCUUGAGUCAGGAAUGUGAACUUUCUAUUGAUGCGAGUCUGGCUCAUGGUUAUUGCGCUGAACUUGAGGGCCCAACUUUCGGCAUUGUGCCCUGCAAUUUUAGCGACAGUUCUCUGUAGCUUUACCCACACCUUCUGACGAGAAGAUGCUGUGAGAACGUAACCACGCUUCAUGUAUAAUUCCACCCCACAUUCGCAAG